CCACGAUCCAUGUAGUAGUAUUCAACGUAACGUAGAGUAUUGUAAAUAAAGAGUAUUGAAUAAAAAAAUAUAAAUGGACCUUAGGCUACGAUAGAAAUGUAACUAUAUUUUUAUAUAAAAAGUGCGUCCGUUAAUUGUGUCAGUCUAAGCAAAGAAACUUCGCUGAUUUACUUCUCCGAAGAAAUACAACCUGUAAAUAUUGUAUUCUUCGACUAAACCGUUGUCGAACGAUGACCUUAAAGAUUGUCACCAGUGUGUUUGCUUAUGAACUGGUUUGAAAUAUUGUUUGUGUUCAAUAAUUUGUAAGAAAACACGUAAACAUGGAUCAGAUGCUACCUAGCCCUGGGUUUAGUAUACCCAGCAUAGGUACACCUUUACAUCAACCAGAAGAGGAUCAGCAAAUUUUGCCUAAUGCUCUGCAACAGCAGCAGCAGCAACCACAACAGCAACAGCAGCCUCAACAACAACAAUCCCAGCAGCAGUACCAGAUGCAGCAGUUGCAAACGAUGAGUCCAAGCAUCCAAGGUGGAAUGCUUAUGAUUGGAACGCCACAGAAGACAAUGCAUUCUUAUGGGACUACGUCUACAUUUGCCACACCACAAAGCCUUAUGCAACCUCAAACACCACAAAAUAUGAUGUCUCCUUUAGUACAAAACAAUAGUCAUAUAGCUCCUCCAUCCAUAGGACCAUCGACUCCUGGCCCGAUGACGCCUAUGACUCCUGCUUCAGCAGACCCAGGAAUUUUACCACAACUACAGAAUAUUGUUUCUACAGUUAACUUGAACUGCAAACUAGACUUGAAGAAAAUAGCUCUGCACGCGAGGAAUGCUGAAUACAAUCCGAAGAGAUUCGCUGCAGUUAUUAUGAGGAUAAGAGAUCCGAGAACCACAGCUCUGAUAUUCAGCAGUGGGAAGAUGGUUUGCACUGGAGCGAAGAGCGAAGAGGAUUCUCGAUUGGCCGCGAGGAAAUACGCCAGGAUCAUUCAGAAGCUUGGAUUCCCUGCGAAGUUCCUCGAUUUCAAAAUACAGAAUAUGGUGGGCAGCUGUGACGUAAAAUUUCCAAUUAGGCUUGAAGGUUUGGUACUCACUCACGGACAAUUCUCUUCGUACGAACCGGAACUCUUCCCUGGGUUAAUAUAUCGAAUGGUCAAACCCAGGAUAGUAUUGCUUAUAUUUGUAUCAGGAAAAGUAGUCUUAACAGGAGCAAAAGUGAGGCAGGAAAUUUACGAAGCAUUCGAUAACAUCUAUCCCAUCUUGAAGAGCUUCAAGAAACAGUGACUUUAUUUUUCGAUAUAUGUAAUCACGUCGGUAAGAUAUUUUGUAAAAGAGUGCAUACGUUAACAAGUAACUGGCGAAUCUCUGAGAACGGUGAACGCGAUCGGUAGCGUUUACACUUGUCACGAAAUUCGUUCUCGCAAUAACUGUCACAAGUUACUUGCUAACAUAUUCGAAGCUUAAGAUCGAUGAAACAAUUUCCAAAGACAGAUUUUUCCAAUUCGUCAGGAUAAUUAGAAAAACGGAAAUGGGCCACGUGGCGGAAAUCUUGUGUCUUCUCGAUAACGCGGUGCCUUGAUCGGGAGGUAGUCGCUACGUAAGAGUUUCUCGUUUAAUUUAUAUAAUAUCAAUUAAGAAAGUUACUUUGUUCAUGCACCAAAUGUAAUCAACGUCCUUCCGAUCGAAUAGAAUUUGUCGUUUGUAAAUAAUAGCGGCACGAGGAACGAUGCAUCUUGAGACCGAAGUGAUAGUCGUAAGAUUAUAUUCUUGAGAAUGCUCAUAACUCUCGACAGAUUCAGGCAGCAUUUUGAUACGUCGUAGAUUACAUGAUAUGCGGCUAGAUACAUAACGAUCCUACUUAUUGACGAACGUGUUUUUAUUGUACGAAAUAUACAUUUCAUUAGAAAACA
Molecule: messenger RNA, 1903 nt
Organism: Ceratina calcarata
Lineage: Eukaryota; Metazoa; Arthropoda; Insecta; Hymenoptera; Apidae
Gene: Tbp
Product: TATA binding protein
Exons: 5
Coding region: 321-1277 (318 amino acids)
Biological process (GO): DNA-templated transcription initiation
Molecular function (GO): DNA binding
Source: RefSeq, a predicted model, not a curated record